GGAGAGGAAUCACACAGCGGGACACAAAGAGGAUCAAACGCGGAUUUAUCAGUUUGAUCUUUUAUUCUACUUCCUGAAGAAACUUUACCUCCCAUCUCAUUUUUUUAUUCUUCGAUUAUCGACACACAUCUGAUUAGAUUUUUUCCUGCUGUGUUCUUCAGUCCUGAACAGCGUUUUUGCAACAACAGUGUGGAGAUCAAAGCAUCCAGAGAGUCCAGUCCAGAGACCUCCUGCCUCUAUUUCUCGGAUAUGCAGCGGUGCGUUACUGGAGAGUUUUUAUUCACCUCCAAAUUCUGCAUGUUCCUGUAAGAAAACCAACUUUCAAACUUCUUGGUAUGGAGUGAUCCACCGAGGAGAGGAUCCACACAUUCUUAUCUCCCUCGCAGUGUAACGAUUAGAUGGCUGACUGACCCUCAGUCUCUCCUCUCACUGGGGAAAUCCUGUUUCUCAAUGGUUUACCACAGAAACAUCUGCUCUCCUGCUGCCUCUCAUUCUGUAAGAGACUGUUGAUAAAGUCCCCCCCCCCCGUCCCCCUCCUCACCAUCACCAUCAUCACCACCAUGGCAGCAGCUCCAGAUGCACCCUGCCUGUCGGAGCUCGGCGGACUCCCCAGCAGGAACAUCAGCCUCAUCUCCGGCACCCGACCCUGCAACCGCAGCACCGUCAGGACCUCGACCUACUCCCCGCAAGCCACCGCCGCCUUUGCCAUCUCCAUAACCUUCAUGAUGCUUCUGACCAUCGUCGGCAACAUCCUGGUCAUCAUCGCCGUGCUGACGUCCCGAUCCCUCAAGGGCGCUCAGAACCUUUUUCUGGUGUCUCUGGCUGCAGCAGAUAUUUUAGUGGCCACGCUUAUUAUCCCUUUCUCGUUGGCUAACGAGCUGCAGGGCUACUGGGCGUUUAGCUCCAUUUGGUGUGAAAUUUACCUGGCGCUGGAUGUUCUCUUCUGUACUUCCUCUAUUGUGCACCUGUGCGCCAUAGCACUGGACCGCUACCUGUCCAUCUCGCGGCCGGUGACCUAUGGCGCCAAACGUACCCCCAUGCGCAUCAACGCAGCUAUAAUUGUUGUCUGGCUGAUUUCGGCGGUCAUCUCGUUCCCUCCUCUUCUCUCGCUGGACAAGAGCGAAGGAGGUGAAGAGGUGUGUGAGCUGAACAAUGAGCGCUGGUAUAUUCUCUACUCAACCAUUGGCUCCUUCUUUGCUCCAUGUGUGAUCAUGAUCCUGGUGUACGUGAGGAUUUAUCAGAUUGCGAAGCAGCACACGCGCUGCCCGCCUGGGCGGAAGAGUAAAACAGCAGUGAGAGGAAGCGCAAGCGUUGCAACCAUCGAGCCUGGGGCAAAGUUAGCUGAACAGAACGGGGAUCAAGGAGGUACGACUGCGAGCCAAAGAGAAAAAGUUUCAACCAAAAUGUCUUGUUCAGAUUCCACGCCAUCAUCACUUCAAAAAGACCCUGAGAACAUCACGAGCCAGGACACUCAGCACCAUCCUCCUAACUCAAGUAUCGCUCAAGUCCAAAAAUCCACCUCUUCCCCCUCAAUCCCCAAACACGGCAGGCAAAUCCUCAAAGUUGUCCCCAAGAAACAACCCACCAAAAGAGUGGAAGCACAGACGGAUGUGCAUCUCGACAACAGCUCCAGCUCUGGCUCCGAGGCCGAGCUGGAAAUCUGCGAGAAAGAUGUCGCAGGUAAAGAAGAGGCAAACAAGACUGACGAGCAAAGCAAAAGGUUCAAAGUUCAGAUGCUGAAUCUGGCAGGCAGAUACAAAAACACAAUGGCCACAUCAUCUGGCACCAAACUGGUACAUGAGGGAGCUCAUAACAUUCAGGGGACACCCAUCUCUCGCCGCAAAGCCAUGGCGAACCGGGAGAAGCGGUUCACCUUUGUCUUGGCUGUGGUGAUGGGAGUGUUUGUGAUCUGCUGGUUCCCCUUCUUCUUGUCUUAUUCUCUCCAGGCGGUGUGUCCCGAGACGUGCAGCAUCCCCAACCCCUUGUUUAAAUUCUUCUUUUGGAUAGGUUACUGCAACUCCUGCCUCAACCCGGUCAUAUACACCAUCUUCAACAAGGAUUUCAGGAAGGCCUUCAAGAGGAUACUGUGCAGGAGCACAAAGGGUACGUUCUUCUAGAAAGGAGUGUUGUUAUGUUUUGAACUGCCGGCGGACCGAAAGACCUUUCAUCUGAAGAUAUUAUUUCUUCCUUUCUGUAUUUCUUUCUUGCAGUAUCGACAUAAACACUUGUACAUUAAGGAGGAAAUUCAUUUUCUAUGCUGCUUCUGUUUGGAGUCAGCCUGACAAAGAGGGAGAUUUCAGAGAGCCACAGUCAAGUGGCUGAAUCAAUUAUCUUUAAUGUUAUUUAAGAAUACGGUGUAAUUGUAUAUUCAGUGACUCUGAAGAAGAAUGAUUUGAUUAUAUUUUGAAACGGAUGUCAAAAGGAUACAGGGUCUGCGAUCAGUGCUUCAAAGGGUACAAACAGCUAGGAUGGUGUGUUUGUGUUUUUCUGUUUGUGUGUAUGCAUGGGUGUAGGGGAGAAUCGCCUAAGGGUCUUACUGGAAGAGAACAAAUAUCACUAAGUGUCCUUUAUCGGAGAUAAAAUGGGCACUCAAGGAACACAAGAUCAGGGAAAAUGUGAGCAUCUUCUUCUCUGUGCCUCUGCCUCUUUUUUUCUAUCUUUCCUUCUCCAUUUCUUCUCUCAUCUAAAGCUGUGAGUUGGAACAUGUACAUUAUGACGGAUUGAGGUUUUUUUUUUUUCCCUUUAUAUUCCCUCGUCUCUGCAAACCGUUGGAUGUUACACCUCGCGCUGGGAAUUGCUCAUUAAGGUGAUAGCCAGAGGCUUUAACAGGAAAGCUAGAACAACAAAGCUGAAAAUCAGCCGAGGUUGCAUGAAAAAGAUUGAAACUCUACAUGUGAAUCUGGUACUUGGAGGCAUCAGGAGCUGAGCUGUUCACUUCUCCCUGCUUCCUUUAAUCUUUCUUCCCUUUUAAUGUUAUUUUUUUUUUCUCCUCCUGUAAACUAAAAAUAACACAGGGAGUUAGCUGUUGCAGCUCAAGGUGUGCUCUCAUUGAGAUUUUGAUUUCUUUGCAAUAUUUAAUGAACAUGAUGGACAGCGAGCUCUCUGCCAAAGCAAUAGAGACUGUAUCUGAACCCGGCUCUGACCCCGGCGAUGAGCAGAAUCGCUGAUGAAGAUGCUCCUCUUUACUCUGGACUGAUCUUACUUUAUGGGAUAUGUGGGUGUGAAUAUGUGUGUUUGUGUGGCUGAGUGUGUGUGCAGCUGCAUGUUUUUUUUCAAAAUGCACUUAUUCUGUUUUGAAAGCCAACAGAAAUUUGCUUGAGUACUGUACACACAUGUAAGAUAACACUGGUGUCAGAAGCAGCUUUGUACAGUAUUAGCUUAAACAUAAAACAAUAGUCUUGCUUGUUGUUUUAAAGUCCAACUGAAAUUAAAUUGCAUGUUUUUUUCUGCUACAGUACGCAGAUCUACUCUGUGAAACACAUGUUCUGUGUUCAACAAAACAAGA
This is a messenger RNA of Thunnus maccoyii (southern bluefin tuna), 3505 nucleotides long. Its product is annotated as alpha-2B adrenergic receptor. Lineage: Eukaryota; Metazoa; Chordata; Actinopteri; Scombriformes; Scombridae. Gene Ontology annotation, biological process: regulation of smooth muscle contraction; regulation of vasoconstriction; adenylate cyclase-activating adrenergic receptor signaling pathway. The coding region runs from base 561 to 2117 and encodes 518 amino acids. The transcript has 2 exons. Gene Ontology annotation, cellular component: membrane. The record is from RefSeq and is a predicted model, not a curated record. Gene Ontology annotation, molecular function: alpha2-adrenergic receptor activity.